UGGUCACAUGACUUGUCCAAAUUUUACAACAUAUUUUCUGUCGACUACAAUCUCUUGUGCGUAAUGAUGGGGACCAUGAGAUUUAUAUUCGGGAUUUACUUAAUUGGGACCAUUUUAGUGGCCGCAGAGGCGUCAAACUGGGGUUAUGUGAAUGAGAAAGGACCAGACCACUGGGCGGAUUUGUUCCCUGAUGCUUGUUCAGGUAGACACCAGUCCCCCAUUGACAUCAAGUCUAAACAGACAGUGUAUGACCCUACCUUAAAGGAUAUUGUUGUCUUCUACGACCCUCCAUUGCCAGGAUCAAAGUUUUACGUGCACAAUAACGGACAUUCAAUUCAAGUUAACACAGAAGGACAAUUUUAUGUGAGCAAUGGUGGCCUUCCGAACAUUUAUACUACAGCCCAGUUCCACUUUCACUGGGGCCACAAGAACCACCAGGGGUCAGAGCACACCAUUGAUGGGACAGCUGCACCAAUUGAGAUGCACAUAGUGAACUGGAACUCGGAUAAAUACAAAUCUAUUUCGGAGGCAGCUGUGGAACCAGCUGGUCUUGCAGUACUGGGAAUCCUGUUUGAAGUAACAAAAGAAGACAAUCCUGCAUUGACACCGCUAGUAAAUGUUCUCAAACAUGUCCGCGAUCCAGACAAGAAAAUCAAAUCUGAAAUCCCUGCUGUAUCAAUGAGAACUUUCCUCCCGAAAGCCCCAAACAUGUAUUAUCGAUACAAUGGCUCCCUGACAACCCCAGGCUGCUUUGAGAGUGUUAUAUGGACAGUUUUCUACAUGAAGCAGACAAUCUCCAGGAGACAGCUGCACAUUUUCCGCCAAGUACUCAAACCCACUCAUCACCGCAAGAAGAGGUCGGCAAAACAUGAGAACAGGGCCGUAAGGACCUUUUUCGAAGAAUUAGGUAUUGAAGGUAACCCUAUUGAGAAGGCCAGGUUUAAAAGACAACUAAAGGAGAAAGUAGUUGCUGGCGAGCAUGACGGCCAUCAACCGGAGGAAGUACCUGUUGCAGAGGAACCAGUCACAAGCGCGCCGAAAGAAAAUAACACACACAUGCACCAUGAUAAACAUGGACAUGAUGGCACUGGUCAUCAUAGCAAACCUGAACCAACUAAUACAGGUGGUCACAAACCGCACACAACUAGCCACGCUGAGAAAGUCAGGAAAAUGUUGGUGAACAAUUACCGACCAGUUCAACCACUGAACGGACGAGUUGUGUACAGAAGUUUCCCAUUCUUCGGAGAACCAAUACCUUCUGAUACAGAAGUUAUUUAUCUUGACAUGGAUGGUUCGCAAGAAAAGAACACUUACAACGGUUACCACUCUUCAGCUUCAGCACUUACAGUGAUGUCCCUCGUUACCAUGGUUUGCUCAAUUUUAGUUUCAAAACUACUAUAGGAAGUUACAUGAAAAUUACAUGCAAGAUACUGUGAUUCAUUAAUUUCGGAAACACUGGCCUAUGUAAAAAGAAUCUUCCAGAAAGUGCCAUUACAAAUGAUUGUGCUACAAUGUACAACAUCACCAAUAAAAUAUAAGCGAAAAGUGUAGCCAAAGCAGUACAACGCUACAAAAAAAAGUUAGAAAUGAAAGUCAAUUAUUGAACACUCCACAGAUUCUUUAGAAUUUGUUACAUAAUCUCAAAAUCUGUUUGUUGAAUGUUUUCUGUUCCUAAUUAAUACUCUAUUUAAUACUCUAAAAUUAUCUAAACAGAAUAUGUAUUAUUAAGAGCUUUUUUAUGAUAGUCACUCGGACUACACAACAAACAACCCCCUUGGACUAAACAACGAAACAAACUACCCGGACAAAACAACAAAAUAAGUCAUUUGGACUAUUCAACACAAGAGGGACAAAGACAAUAUUUGUUAUUUGCUUGCUGUUUGUAUCAUGAUGAUUUUUUUUGCCAACAUUGUGUUUAUAGGAUGUUGGCCCAUUUCACACAGAGUCUUCAGGGAAUAAAUUCUUCAGGAAAUGACUUUCUGUAAGAAAUCAGCGAUUUCUGAAGUACCAUAUUUCAAUGUUGUAACAGUAACUUGAAAUUUCCAUACCCUACAUUUUUGUUGCCUUUAUGCUGAAAAAAAAAGCUUCUAAUUAAAACAGAUACUGGCUAGUAAAAACGAACAGAUGUUGUAAAAUACCAUGUCUAAAUCAAGGUAAGAUACCAUGUCUAAAUCAAGGUAAGAUACCAUAUCUAAAUCAAGAUAAAACAUCAUGUCUAAAUCAAGGUAAGAUAUGUCUUAAUCAAGGUGAAAUAUCAUGUCCUAAUCAAGCGCUGCUUAAUUUUUGUUAAGCGAUGCUUGAUUUUUGUUUAAGCAAGGCCUUAAAUUGUACUUUCAAUAUUUGCAUUUAUGUGUAUAAAUGUAUUUUGUGUUUGUAACUAACUGCAUUCUAUGUGAUAACCUAGAUCUAAUUAGUGAUAUACAUAACUGUUAUCUGACAACAAUGUAUGCAAAUAUAUUUUGUUAAUAAAUAUGCUGGAAAGGA
Messenger RNA from Mercenaria mercenaria, 2484 nucleotides. Its product is annotated as carbonic anhydrase 1-like. The record is from RefSeq and is a predicted model, not a curated record. The transcript is spliced from 8 exons. Bases 64 to 1401 code for a protein of 445 amino acids. NCBI's taxonomy places the organism in Eukaryota, Metazoa, Mollusca, Bivalvia, Venerida, Veneridae. Gene Ontology annotation, molecular function: zinc ion binding; carbonate dehydratase activity.